Moneuplotes crassus is the source of this 3946-nucleotide messenger RNA. Lineage: Eukaryota; Ciliophora; Spirotrichea; Euplotida; Euplotidae. The record is from the annotation of a GenBank genome assembly.
CACAUCUAAUAUAUGGAAAGGUAAGCUUAUCAGAUAUUCUCGAGGAUUUACUUAGCACAAAUAGAUUCGCAUAUUACGGCUAUGAAGAUGAGGAGAUUCUGUCUCACCUAAACAACCAAGAAGAUAUGAAUUCUCAUGAAGGCUCUUUAACAAAAGCACCAAAGUACAAAAAGAACAAAAUUAAAACAACUAAAUACAACUGGCUGACAUUUUUCCCAGGGUCGUUCCUGGCACAGUUCAAGAGGAAGUAUAAUUUCUACUUCUUAGCGGUCACUCUUCUGCAAGCUAUCAAGCCAAUCCAGACAGUGUCAUUUGGGCUAGCCUGCUUACCUCUGAUCUUCGUCUUCGGAGUGUCAAUGAUCAGAGAAUUAAUAGAAGAGAUAAGAAGAGGAAGACAAGACAAAAUUGUCAAUAACCGUGAAACCCUAGUGCUGAGGGAGGAUAAGUUCCACCAAGUCAAGUGGAAAAACCUCUGUGUUGGUGAUAUAGUCAUGAUCCACCAAGAAGAAUAUAUUCCUGCAGAUAUUAUCAUCAUUAGAAGUUCUGACCAUCAUGGGAAUGCUUACAUUCAGACAAUGGCUCUGGAUGGAGAACGAGCUCUGAAGCAAAGACAAGCACUUAACGAGAUUGCAGAUGAGAUGAAGUUGAAUAAGGUUAAAAUUCAAGACCUAAAAUUUUACCUCAAGUUUGGACAUCCAAAUAAUCAGAUCUAUCAGUUUGACGGAGAUCUUUACUUUAAAAAUCCUGAAUUAUCAAAAAUGAACUUGAGUAUAGACCAGUUCAUGCAUAGAGGAUCUAAACUUGCCAAUACUGACUGGAUCAUAGGAAUAAUUGCAUAUGCUGGACAUGAGACUAAACUCAUGAAGAGUAUGAUUAAAAGUUCUACUAAGAUAUCCCAUGCCGAAAGGGAGGUAAAUAAAGUAUUUCUGUCUAUUCUCCUGGUACUCCAGAUAUCCCUUGGCCUGAUAUUAGGAACAGGAGCAAUUAUAGUUUAUCAGACAAAGCUGGAAUAUUCCGCAAGUAAUGGAAAAAUCGAUGGUCCUUGGUACCUAUGGAAAGAUGAAGAUGAUUACAAUCAAAACCCCUUAGGUUACUUCAUAGUUUUGUUCUUUAGACAUUUCCUUCUCUUUGGAUGGCUUUUACCCAUUUUGAGUUUGGUCACAAUAGAGGUCAUAAAGAUUUUUCAGUCAUUAUUCAUCUUCCUUGAUGCAAAGAUGUUCUCAGUUUAUCACAAUCAAGGUUGCAAAGUCUUCUCGAUAUCUCUAGGUGAAGAACUAGGCGUCGUUAACAACAUCUACACUGAUAAAACUGGAACUCUAACUGCAAAUGAAAUGAUGCUCAAAGCUUGUGCCAUUGGAACCAUAAAAUAUGACAAAAAUAUUUUAGAAAAGGAGCCUGAAGAUGCUUCAGAGGAAAACCUGAAGGUGCUUGAGUGCAUCCAGAAUGGCUUAAAUGAAGAUAACUCUUCUCUAGAGAAUAUCAAAGCUUAUUCCCAAGGAUCAGUCAGGAUCUCGAAGCAGAAAGAUUUCAUACAUUAUUUUUGGAUGGCUUUGUCAAUUUGUCACGAGGUGAUUUCUGUAUCGAAAAGAAAGCAGGCAAUUAAGAAGACUCAUGACGAUGGGGUCCUGAUUUACCACAAGGAUUCUUCCAUUAUUCCAAAGAAAAGUUCCACUUCUAAAGUUGAUAACAGCAAUCUUGAAGAAGCUCAUGAUAAGAACAAAAUAAAAGAUGAAUCGGAUGAAGAAGAAAAGGGAAAUGAGUCUGACAACAUUUCAGAGCAUGACAUCGAUGAAGAUGAAGAAUUAGUAUACCACGGGAUGUCUCCUGAUGAAAUCACUCUCGUUGAAGCUGCUAAGACGAUCGGCUAUGAGUUCAGGUACAGGUCAAACAAUAGAAUUGAGAUUAAAAUUAAUUCAGAAAAGAAAGAAUUUGUACUUCUCCAGCUGUUCAAGUUCACUUCUGAAAGAAAAAGGAUGACUAUUGUCAUACAAGACCCGGAUGAUAAGGAUGCAGUUAUCGUAAUCACUAAAGGAGCAGAUGAUAUCAUGAAAGAGUUAGCUGAAAAGGAAGCUAUCAGUCUAGAUUCUGACUUUGCUCAUGAUUUCUCCAUGCUUGGAUACAGAACUUUAAUGGUUGGGUUCAAAGUUAUAUCAAAAUCUGAAUAUGACAAGUGGGAGAGCAAGUUCUCAAAUUUAAAGGAAACAGAGGACACUAAAAUGGAGUAUAUGGAUGAACUUGAAGACGGUCAGAUUAUUUUAGGAACAACUGGUCUUGAAGAUAAGCUUCAAGAAAAUGUUCAUCAAUGUAUUGAAGAAUUCAGAAGGGCCCAAAUCAAGAUCUGGAUGAUUACAGGAGAUAAGUUAGAGACUGCUGAAAGUGUUGGAAUAUCUUGCAGACUUCUUCAAGACGAAGGAAGUAGAUUGUUCAUAACUCCUGGAGAAAAUAACCAAGAGACUGUAGAUAAUGCCCAAGCAAUCCUUGAGAAAAUGAGAACAGGUGCUACAAUAAACCCAAGCAGUCAAAACUCUAAAGCUGUUUGAGAGGAGAGUAAUGGAAUGCAUGAAGAAAAGAAGGCUGAAAAUAAAGGUUUGAUGAAAUCUCCUAGAAGUCCAGACCAUUUACAGUCUAAAAAUGAUCAUAGUUUCUUAAACGGAGAGUCUCAUUCCAACACUAUUCAUGGGAAAAAUACGCCACCUAAGAAUAUGAGCUUUGAAGACCAGACAAGGGAGCUAACUCUUUUAGAGAAGAAAAAGUAUGUUGAAAAUAUUGUCAAAUAUUCCGGAUUCAAUAGUAUCCUUAAUAAAGAUUCUGAAAAGAAGGAAGUAGCAGAAAGUAUGAAUAAGUAUGAACUUGUAAUUGAGGGAAACACCCUCAAUUGACUCUUACAAGAGGAACACAAGGAAAUACUUAAAGAGAUCAUCACAAGAUGCUCUUCAGUGAUUGUUUGCAGAGCCACUCCAAAGCAGAAGGCUGAUAUUUUACAGUUCGGCAAAGAGAUUGACCCCAAACAAGUAUCUCUAGCUAUUGGAGAUGGAGGAAACGAUGUUAGCAUGAUCAAGAAAGCAGAUGUGGGCAUAGGGAUUUAUGGGAAAGAAGGAUAUCAAGCAGUCUCAGCCUCAGAUUUCGCAAUAGGAGAAUUUCAAUUCUUAAGAAGGCUUCUAUUUGUACAUGGCAGAAAUAAUCAUAGAAGAUUCAGAACUUUCUUCAUUCAUAUGCUCACUAAAAAUUUGAUAUUUUGUAUGGGUCCUUUCAUAUUUGCUUUCUAUAACUUAUUUAGUGGAGCUACUUAUUAUGAGCCUACUUAUGCCAUAAUUUUUAACAUUAUGCAAAUGAACUUGGUCAUAAUAAUUUUUGCAAUUUAUGAGACUGAUAUCGACCCAGACUUGAAGGAUAAGACUGAAAGUUUGAUGUUACCUUACCUCUAUAAUGAAAGUAGGACAUUAGAGAUGUUUAAACUAUGGGAUUUCCUCAAAUGGUACAUCUAUUGAGGAGUCAUGGGUGUCAUAAACUUUGAAAUCAACUUUUGGAGUUUUUAUCAUGCAGUAGAAGCAGAUGGGAAAAAUUUUGGUCAAUGGCAAUGGAGCUUUACUUCGUAUUGUGCAAUAAUGGGCAUCCAUCUCACUAUCAUUAGCCAGUAUGUUAAAACAUGGAAUUCAUGAAAAGUUGUAUCUUUCAUUCUUCAUGUAGUCCUGUUUUUCCCAGUAUUUGUGAUGCUGUACCAUCUUUUUGCAGAAAGUCAAAUUAUUUUAUAUACCCAUAUCAAAUUCUGGCUUAACAUACUAGUGAUUGUUGGAGCAUGAACAUUCCCAUUCAUUUUGUUCAGAAGGAUACACCAAUUAUACUUCCCAUAUCUCAUUGAUAUUGUGAUUGCCAAGAAGUUUGAUGAACAAGAGGUCCACCAGAAGCUUAAAAUAAGAGAAGAUGAAUAAAAAUCAACACUAUCAUA